Messenger RNA from Penicillium odoratum, 1647 nucleotides. RefSeq names its product putative DNA repair protein (Rad57). The transcript has 2 exons. Gene Ontology annotation, biological process: DNA strand invasion; DNA recombinase assembly; DNA repair. Gene Ontology annotation, molecular function: ATP-dependent DNA damage sensor activity; double-stranded DNA binding; ATP binding. The record is from RefSeq and is a predicted model, not a curated record. NCBI's taxonomy places the organism in Eukaryota, Fungi, Ascomycota, Eurotiomycetes, Eurotiales, Aspergillaceae. Bases 1 to 1647 code for a protein of 548 amino acids.
AUGGAUCUUCUAUCAGUCUUGCCUGGCUUUGCAAUAAAACCCUACGCCCAUAUUUUGCCUUCGCUCGAGCGCUGCACAAUUACUACUGUUGAUCUUAUCACCCUCGACAUCCUUGAGAUCGCGAAACGCGCCCAUGUUCCCCCCGCAGACGUCCGACGGCUUUGCGUCCGCGUGGUCGAGGCGCUGCACGCCGACCUUGGCUUCAAGACACAAGAGACCAACCUAGAUUCCACGGAAGAGGAGGACCCUACUUCGAACACAAGCCCAGAUGUCGAAGUUAGCCCUGGGCCUCCAAACAAGCUUCAGCCAUUGCGAUGGGAUAUGAUCAGCACCCUGGACCCCACCAUGGAUGCUCUCCUGGGAGGUGGCAUUCCAACAGGAUACGUGACCGAGGUGACAGGCGAAAGUGGCAGCGGCAAGACUCAAUUCCUCCUUAGCCUCCUUCUAGCCGUUCAGCUGGCCAAGCCCCAUGGAGUACAGAAGCGGGCCAUCUACAUAUCCACCGAGCAUCUCCUAGCCACCAACCGCCUCUCCCAGUUACUCGAGUCCCAUCCACAUCUCUCCACCCUGCCCGCAGACCAGGUCCCGACGCUCGAAAAUGUCCUCUCCAUCAACGCCAUGGACUUGGAGACCCAAGAUCACAUCCUCAAUUACCAGCUCCCCAUUGCGAUCACAAGAUACAAUGUCGGCCUAGUCGUCAUAGACUCCAUCACAUCAAAUUACCGCGCCGAACACGCCGAACACACCCCAGACGCCUUUGCUGCACGAGCCACCAUGCUCGCCAACCUAGGCCAGAUGCUCCGCAAUCUCGCAGUGGAAAAGAAAGUUGCAAUUGUCGUCGCAAAUCAAGUCUAUGACCGAUUCGACCCUGUUGAAACCAUGGAAGAAGAUAUCACAACGUCCGGACUCCUAGCACCGAGUCCAGCAGGUCGGGAAUCUGGCGCUGUCUCGCCGAUACCUCCAACCAGAUCCGAUCUACUCGGCCCAUCAACGCAGUCACCAUACGAUGCCCCUUCUUCAUCUCCAGCUCCACAGAACCUAGGCGAAGAUGAUCAGAUAGGCUCAUAUCAGAUUGGGAACUCAAGUCGAAACCCACUCAUGACUCUUAUGUCCCAGGAACGCUUCUUCACUGGCUGGGGGGAUAGCCGGUAUAGUACAUCAUCUCUCAAGACCCCAGCGCUGGGUUACAACUGGUCGACCCAGAUCGCGUGUCGCAUUGCCUUGAAAAAGGAGCCUCGUUUGGUUUUUAUGCCGGAUAAUACAUACCCUCUAUCCACGCCCUUGGAGCAGAUGGACCGCUCUGAGCAGGAGAAGGUCUUCGACAUAAAGCCUGGAUUUGCUACUGCCCGACAAACACAUACAAGGAAUGCGACACCAGAGUCCCCGGAAGAGCCUGCUCAACCUCCAUCUCCCAAGAACGCAGAACUUAAAGGAGUGUCAAGGUCUGCGUCUCCAGUUAUUUCUGAACCAGAGCAAAUCACAACGCGAAUCAUGAAAGUUGUAUUUGCUCCUUGGACUGCUGGCUCAAGAGAGCUAGGGGAUAACGAAGCUGACACAGAAGAAUCAUUGAGAUCAUGGCCCAGACCAAAAAGCGAAACAAGAUUUGAGAUAUGGAAAGGAGGGCUGCGGAGUAUCGAGGCAGAGUGA